Phialemonium atrogriseum is the source of this 1050-nucleotide messenger RNA. RefSeq lists its product as uncharacterized. Bases 1 to 1050 code for a protein of 349 amino acids. The transcript has 3 exons. The record is from RefSeq and is a predicted model, not a curated record. Lineage: Eukaryota; Fungi; Ascomycota; Sordariomycetes; Cephalothecales; Cephalothecaceae.
AUGGUGUUGCCCCCGUCAACCAGCUCUGCGAGCCGCCUGAUCCAGGCCAAUACGAAUACCACCGCAGCAAGAUUCAACCGUAAAAUCAUCCGCGCUCUCCAGGCCAAGUUGAAGACCGAUCCUGAGGUGGACCUGAGCACCCUCCUGAAAGCAAAUUACUCAGAGCAGCUACGGUCAUUCAAGGCACCCAACUUUGAUGCAACUGACCCAUCCACGGUCGUGUGUGAGCUGUCGAUCGAGUUAAAGCAACUCCUUGAAGAUGAAGAUGGCGACGACCUCUCAAGGGCUAUCGUGGAUCUACUAGCGAGAAGCGAAGUCCUCUACAGAAGUGCGUGGGCAGCGUCGUCAAAGGUCUACCGAGUUAGUGACCAGGUUGUCGUGAAAAUCACAGAUGAGAGGUAUGCUGUCACUGAACACAGCUCUCUCUUAUACCUGCAAGAACACCUACCCAGCUUUCCUGCCCCUAGAUCGCAUGGUGUGGUACGAAUCGGUAUCUUCUGUCUCUUGUCUACGACUUUUGUUACCGGACUCGACUUGGAGAAAGCAUGGCCCCAACUAGGCGAUAUCCAGAAGCAUAGUAUCAGCGGUCAGCUUGAUGCACUCUUCUCUCAGCUAAGGUCACUUCCCUUUCCGGAAAACAUGCCACUUGGUGGCGUUCAGGGAGAGGGUUGUAAGGAUGGAAGGCGAGGACUGCGUGUGAAUUCUGAGCCAAUUAUGAAUGUCAAACAGUUUGACGAAUGGAUCUUUACUGGAUCCAAGACGGCUUCACCUGUAUACACGCGACUCUUGCGCAGCCUGGUGCCAGCCACUAUACCAACAUGUGUCUUUACACAUGGAGAUAUUCGCUCAGCGAAUAUUAUGGUAGAUAAACAGGAAGAUGGGACUUGGAAGGUUAUUGCUGUUAUUGAUUGGGCAGCUAGUGGUUUCUAUCCUGCCUACUGGGAGUCUGUGAAGGCUACCAUGACGCCAAGGGACGAUUUUGACUGCCACUGCUCGACCCGGUGGCUGGUAGAUAGAUUGUGGGAUCGCAAUAUGGAAAACAGUAGCUAG